GGCCGCGUACGGGACCUGGGGCGGGGGCGUCGGCGUCGGCGUCGGCACCGGGGCGGGCUCCUUGCGGAUGGACGGCGUGCGCUCCGGGACGAAGGCGUCGGCCGGGCCGAUCUUCUCGAAGGGGCCGCCGUUGAAGUCGAAGCCGGUGUCGCGCGCGGCCCAGUCGUUGAGGCGGCGCUCGCGGCGGUGGAGGCACCGCUUGCGGAUGAUGUAGAUCAGGAUGAGGAUGAGCAGCGCGCCGCCUCCUGCGGCAAUGCCGAUGAUGGCUCCCGUGGACAGGGGCCUGGACGAGGACGAGCCGUUCGCGAUGGAGGAGGUGUUGGAGGAGGUGGCCUUCGAGGCAUCGGAGGAUGCGGUAGCGGAGGCGGUCACAGAAGGAAAGGCUGCCAGAGACCCAGCAGCGGAGCCGGACGACGACAAGGCUUUCGCAGAGGCCCCAGAGCUAGUGGAAGUGGCCGAGGCACUGGUGAUGGUAGACGAGGCAGACGAGGACGACGAGGAUGCAGAGCUCGAGGAACUCGACUUGCCGCUGCUGCUCGACGAGCUCGAGCUGCUCGACUUGUUCGACGAGCUGGAGGACGAUGCGGACGAGGACGCUGCAGAGGAGGAAGAACUGGCGGUGACCUUGGUCGUGACGAGCUGUUGGGUCAACACCGACUCUCCGUGGUCCUUUGUCGUGAAUGCAGAAGUGAAGACCGAGGUGAUGACCUGGUCGUCCGAAUCAUCCGCCCUGCGAUGCACGGCCUUUACGGGAAGUAAACCGUCGUCGACAGCACCCAUGGCUGGACGAAAAUGCCGCGGAAGGGGCCACGCUCUGCGUGCGAGGAAGAUCGAAAUAAACAGGAAUAAGGGAGUAGGAAGAAAAGGACUGCUCAGGGCAUGAAUAGAGCUGUGGUCCUUGUCGACCUCGCCGCGGUGCCGGGGAUAGUAGUCGUUCAGUAUCGAAUCGAGCACUGCAGCCGCUGGUCGAUAACAGCCUGUACCGAUCACCGCCAAGCGCUUCGCGAAGACGUGGUUACCGUCGUGACGAG
Molecule: messenger RNA, 1031 nt
Organism: Fomitopsis serialis
Lineage: Eukaryota; Fungi; Basidiomycota; Agaricomycetes; Polyporales; Fomitopsidaceae
Exons: 1
Source: RefSeq, a predicted model, not a curated record